AUGAUCGAUCAAACAGCUAUUAUGAUGAUUUUACAUGAUAACUUUUCUAAAAUUACUGCACUUGAGAUUAUGCUCGCGAAACUGAAUACGCAAGAUAACUGGAGCUCACAGCAGCUAAUCAGUUUGUUGCACCAAGCAAGUAAAGCUCGAGAGUGCGUGGGAAUCACUUUUGCUCUAAGGUACGUUAGGAAGGACGAAUUAAAGACUGCAAGCGCCAGUUAUGAAAGAGAUUGCUCAAACCCAAACUACUUAUCAGGUGGUAGAACAAAUGAAGAUAAA
Molecule: messenger RNA, 279 nt
Organism: Enterobius vermicularis (human pinworm)
Lineage: Eukaryota; Metazoa; Nematoda; Chromadorea; Rhabditida; Oxyuridae
Source: the annotation of a GenBank genome assembly